ACAGACUGCAAAAGAGUGCAAGUCGUCUUGACAGAGGAACGGGAGAGGGGCAGAAAGAAAAGGGGGUGGGGAAGAAUCAAACGUACGCAUCAAUUUGUACAGUCCUCAGCUGCACCCCGUUUUCUGCGCCGAUUUCAAGGGGGAGCGGCUGGAGAGCGAGAAAACACUGCGAUGUUUGCCAAGCCGCAACAAUGUAAAUCUUUCCGUGCAUCGCGUACCCUGUAUGUCUGAGCGCGUGUAGGUCAAUGUACAGUACAAACGAUAGAACCGGAGAGAGAGAGAGAAAGAAAGGGAGAUACGCAUCGCUGGAUAAUAUAGGAUACAAAGUUUCAGUGCAAUGGUAGGAAGCCUGUAGGCUACCUAUACCAAUUGUGGUCACGUUCCAGCUUUCUGUAAUGGCUGACUGGAAGGAAUGGACCACAUAGAGAGCUAGUUAUGAAGACCCGAACCCACAAAGAAUCGAUGCCAGCGCGUAGUGGACGCAGGAGGGGAGGCAGUGAGGAGAGAAGGGGUAGGCGUCCACACCCCAGUCCCUCUCGAGCAGAACGCAAUGAAAGGCAAACACAAAGAACUGCUGGAGAGGAAUUGGCUGCUGGGCAUUUCAACCGUCGAUCUCAAGGCCAUGAUUCAUCAGAAAGUGAAGGAGAGGAUCUGGUGCCCCCACCCAAGAGACAAAAAGUCCAGGACUCCUCCUCCAAUCCCCCAGCCCCACCCCUUUCAACUAACACUCCAACUUCAGCCCCACCCCCAACUUCAGGCAACACUCAGUCAAGGGAAAGUGACAAUGAGGAUGGCCAAUCACAAGGCAGCAGAAGCUCAGCUGGAGGCAGCUUAGCCAAUAGUAGCAGCAGCAUAAGCAGUGGACGGGACAUUGACCAGGACAAUCGAUCCUCUUCUCCGAGUCUCUCUGCUUCUCCGUUAGCCAGUUUAGAUUCUGAAUCAGACUCUCCAGAUUCCCCAAAGCAGAGUGAUAAAAACAAAGAUGGAGGGGCAUCAAAGUGUGUGCCAGAGGAUCGGAGAGGAUCAGGGAGGGGUGAGGAUGGUAGUGCUGUGGAUCAGAGAGACAGUGAAGGAGCAGUAGAGGGAGAUAUGUCUCCUCUAAAGUCCCCAUCAUCGCUUUAUCCAUCUCAUCGUGGAAUGGCUGACACUGUAAGUGAUACAGGUAGCAACAGAAAGUCAUACUUUGCCCUAGAUUCUAAACUUGCAAGUAAAUUGGAAUACACAGGGCCUGGUAGUACUGAGACGUUGCACACCUGCAGCCGCAUCUCUUCAAAAGGAGGCACUAGUUCUGGGAAACCUGGUGUGGGAGGGGUCGAGUAUUCCCAUGGGAAUUCAAAUGUGAGUCAUGCUCCAACACUCCCCCCUCCACCUGCUCUGAAACCUCUAGAGGUGGGGCAGAAUGCUCCAGGUGGGGAAAGUAAAACAGACAAACCAGAGAAAGGUGAUAAGUCUGCUCCACCCUCUUUGCUUCCACAAGCUACUACUGUUCCCCAGCAACCUCCACCUCCCAGCACUCACCAUUACACCCCCACCAGCUGGUCAGGGGGACCUCCUAGCAACUGGGGAUAUGUACGAUACCCAGGUAACCACCACCACACACAUCCAAAUCAGCAGCCCCCGGUUCAGCAACAGCUACCCUCAGUCUACAAUUCUCCUUCAUCCACAAGGCACACCUCCCACCCACCCUACCUGCCUCACUCUCAUUCCCACCCACAUAAAGACUACCUGCCUAGGUAUGGCACCACACCUGAUCGGGAAAGGGGUGGGAGGGAAUUCGGAAACAGAGACUUUACUGCUAAUAAUACCAGUGCCAAUGCAAACAGCAACAGCGGUAGCAUCUGUGGUAGCACUUCUGGUGGUGGGGGAACAAACUCUAAUGCUAGCCGGGAUUUUGGGAACCCAUUACCUGGACAGAACAGAGAAUGUGGCCCACAAGUAUCAAAUCGAGAUGGGCCCACAGGACCACCAGGUGGUCGGGAAUAUGUACCUGGUUUCAGAGAUCGUGAACGUGGAAGAGAGUUUCCUUCGCAAAACCAGCAGCUUCAAGCUCAGGGCAGAGAGUUUGGACCUGAAAGCACAGGAGUUGGAGGAUCUUUUUCAAGAGACAAAGAUGGCAGGUGGGGAGAGUUAGCAGGUCAGGUUAGAGAGGCAGGAAGUAGCAGUUAUCCUGGCAAUGCCAACCAAACACCUGUUGGUGCCCCAUCUUCUGGUUUAGCUUCAACAACAGUGAAUCGUGACUCAGAUGGAUCACCACAAAACAACUCUGGGCAUCCUCCUUUUUCCACUGCAAAUACAAACCCUCCCAGUAGAGACUAUGCCCCUCCUAUGGAUUCAAAUGUACAGCCGACACUGCAAGGACAGACUAACCAAGCAUCUUCCAAUGCUGCAGACAUCCCUCCUCCUCCACACUAUUUGAGAGAAUACUCCCCUGCUGGGGGAAAGGACUACCCAACACUUGGAGUAACCUCUUCCUCUGUUCCACAUUCUGGUGUUGCCAGGGAUUACCCAAGUCCACCUGGAUUGGCGCCAAACUUACCACGAGAGUAUCCAGGAGGACCUCCACAUCACAGCCACUAUCCUGGCCAGACAGCCUUGCCUAUCCAGCACAGAGACCGAGAGCGAGAGAAAGAAAACACUGCAUCCACUACUCAUUCAAAUCGCAGUCACCCACCAUCUCUUUCUCCUUCAUCAAGUGGCUCUGGACAUGGACUUUCCACUUCUACUUCUUACCAUCCUCCACCACCUCCUCCCCCUACUAGUUCACUAGGUCCACCACCACCCAUCACAUCUAUUCCUGGUAGUCAUGCUCGACAGGCACCAUAUCCGUCACCUAAUCAAACUCCACCAACCCCGCUGUCUCCUCUUCCCAGCCCCUCAACAAAUCAGAUGGGAGGGUUUACUCCUUUCCCAUCCACCUCGGGUCCCGCUGUACAACUUCCUGCAUCAGGUGUCCCCACAUCCUGCCCAUCAAUUUGCAAACCUACUUCUUACCACAGCACUUUAAGCAGUAAUACCCCUUUCAGUAGCUCUUACCAUGGCAACAAUAACCAUGGAAAUGCUUUGGCAACUAACAAUGCUCCCAACAACAGCAAUAGCACUCCCAACAACACUCAAUCACAAUUGCACUCUCCUCAAAAUUCUAAAGUACCACCUCAUCUGAGUAACACAGGCCAUAACAACACUGGUCUGACUCCCAGCACAUCUGAUUCAUCCUCUGGCAUUGUGCCAGCACCUGUCAUAAAGGAGGAGCCAGCAGAAGAGAGAGAGGAGUUGGAGAGCCCACCUAUAGUUCUGAGAAGCCCAUCCCCAGAACCAAAACCUGUUGACAUUCCAAUCCAUGCCAGCCAAUCAGCUCGGUUCCACAGGGUUCUUGACCGGGGCAGUGGGAACUCUUGUGCACGCAGUGACGUGCUUUUUGUUCCACUUGAUGGUUCUAAGCUGUGGAAGAAGAGGAAUGAGGCCAUAGAACGUGCUCGUAGAGAGGUAGAACAGCGUGCAAGAGACCUGCGAGAGAAAGAGAGGGAACGAGAGAGAGAAAAGGAGAGAGAAAGAGAUCUGGACAGACAUCUGCAGCAAAAGGAGAGUGGCACCAAUGCAGGGUUAGGAGCUGCGGGCACACGCCAGGGCUCUUCACUCUUCUUUCCUUCUUCUUCAUCAAUCCUUCUAGACCCUUCAUCAUCUUCCUCUUCUUCUGUAAACUCCCCACAUCCCACUGUUCAUCCACAGCACCAGCACCACCACCCUCACUCCCACCCUCACUCCCUUCACCACUCUCAUCCUCUGCAUCCAUCUCUCUCUCAUUCUAUACCUCAUUCCCUUCUCAUUCCUUCCAUGACAGGGGGAUCUGGAGUUGUUGGAUGCCCUCAAGGUGCUCUGGGAAUCGGGCUUGGGGGUCCAUAUUUGGGCCCCGAUACCCCAGCCUUGAGAACCCUGAGUGAAUAUGCCCGUCCCCAUGCCAUGUCUCCAUUGGGUGCUGCCAAUCGAGCGCAGCCACAUCACCCCCACCUCCACCACCACCCUCACCCACAUGCUCAUCCCCAUAUGCACCCUUCAUUUUUUCUGUCCCAAUUCCAAAACCCAGCCCUUGCGCACCCCCACCACCUUCCGGCUGAUGCCGCCACAGCGGCUGCCAUUCUUGGCUUUUUGUAUGGGGGUGGGCUGGAGGGAGGCCAUACCCAUCCAGGGCCUGGUCCUGGUGGGUUGACUGGGGCGGGGCUUGGAGGAGUGGGAUUCCCUCAUGCUGUAGCAGCUCAUAGAGACCGCAUGAAGCCCGGAUUUGAGUUUAAGAGUGAGGAGCGUGUCUACACAGCUGGAGUUUUAGCCGACCCGGCACUGGCUUUGUCACACACGCACUCACACGCACACUCACACUCCCUGCUGCUGGGGGGUGGGACUGGAGGCGGGGCAUCUGGUAGUGAGGUAGCUAUUUACGGUGCAACUCCACCCCCUGCCCCACCCCCUCAAGCUUUAGCCACAGCGACUAGGAAUCCCAACCCUGCCCCUCAGCCACUGUCAGUCCCACCAACCUCUUCUAUUCUCCCAGCUACACUUCCCACCCAUCAGGUUCCUACCGGAGCCUCGGUGACACCAGCAGCCCCUGCUGCUCCCCCUCAACCUCCUCCCCCACCUCCUCCACCUCCAACAGCAUCAUCUCUUCAUCACCCUUCUCCACACUCCACAUUUCCAAAUACGCACCCGUCUUGUCAACCCCCACCCCUCCCAACUCAAGCCCCUCCCUCUGAACGAUAUCCCACCCCUGUCCGCACUCCUCCCAGCACAGAGCGUGCCAGGAGCGUGGAGAGGGAGAGAGUGAUACCAGCCACAGAGAGGGAGCGAGACAGGGAGAGAGAAAGGACAGGGGCAGGUGGAGGAGGAUCAGGAGGCGGCACAGCGGCUGCGGGAGGUGCAGGAGGAGGAGAUUCUCUUGGACGACUUCAGAUGCUGAACGUGACUCCUCAUCAUCACCAGCAUUCACACAUUCACUCUCACCUUCAUCUGCACCAGCAGGACACAGCCGCGGGAGGGGUACACCCCCUAAUGGAUCCGCUGGCAUCAGGGUCUCCCCUGGCCCGUCUGCCAUACCCCGGGGCAGCUCUUGGGCCCCCUAUCCUGGCACACUCCCUAACUGAGAGUGAAGUGCUUCGACAGCAACUCUUUGGUGGUCCUUUUCGUGACGUGCCCCAGUCCUCGUCUCUGGGUGGGUCCAUGUCUGCAGCUCACCAGCUCCAGGCGAUGCAGCAAGCUCAGAGCGCCGAGAUUCAGUUUCAGAGACUCGCCAUGGAACAGCAGUGGAUCCACCACCACCAUCAUCACUCCCUCGCGCAGGACGAGUACUAUAGCCACCUGAAAAAAGAGAGUGACAAAACGCUGUAGUGUGAGACAGAUGAGAGGAAGAAAAUGAAGGGAUGAAGUGCAAAUAUAAAAUAACAAUCAUUCAAGACUCGGCACUGAAUGACUGGAUACAGAGUGCAGACGUGACACCAGAACACAUAUCAUUCAGUAUGAAUUAACCUAAAUAGAGGCGCAACAAAAAGGUGUAUAUUCCAAAAAGGUGAGAUUUAUAACUCUGGCAUACAGUGGCACUAAAUAGAUAUUCCCAAACACUCCUGGGAAUUCUUUGUGUUAUUUGGUACACCAGACAAUGGGGUUAAGGCUGUGGAUCUAUGUACAAUAUACGUUAUGCCAGAAAGAAUGUUUAAAAAUGAAGUUCUCUUUUAUGUAUUUGCAUGUAGCUAGAUACAAAAAGCCCAGUGGGCUAAAACUCCAGUUUUUUUUUCUUGACACUCUAAAAGAGUGCGUUUAUGAGAGGGUGCAUGAGAUGACCAGCUUACCUUCAUAAUCUGUUUCUUUAUCGUGUUCUUAUUAAAAUAAUUAAUGUUCUUUGUUAAUAAUUAUAUGAUUAUAUAAACAUUAUUUUUUAUUAUUUUUUUACAUUUUCAUGUACCACUGUUUAUUUUUAAUUUUUAUGUUGAAUCUACCUUGUGGGAAAAAAUGCAAGAUAAAAAAAUAAGGAAAAU
Molecule: messenger RNA, 6017 nt
Organism: Paramisgurnus dabryanus
Lineage: Eukaryota; Metazoa; Chordata; Actinopteri; Cypriniformes; Cobitidae
Source: RefSeq, a predicted model, not a curated record